Molecule: messenger RNA, 1874 nt
Organism: Brassica napus (rape)
Lineage: Eukaryota; Viridiplantae; Streptophyta; Magnoliopsida; Brassicales; Brassicaceae
Product: heavy metal-associated isoprenylated plant protein 37
Exons: 3
Coding region: 614-1687 (357 amino acids)
Molecular function (GO): metal ion binding
Source: RefSeq, a predicted model, not a curated record
AGAAGUUGCACGCGCGAACUAAAUAAAUAGUGGAGUAUAAUCAAAAGGACGAGAAAAAGGUUGGGGAAAGAGAGGGAGAAGCUCGAGAAGAGUGUGGGAGAAGGCAAACCCCAAAAACACUGACUAGACACAGACCGUUGGGCCCGACUCUUCAUGCAUGCAUGCACUCUUCUGACAUCUUUUCUUAUUCUCUACUAUUAAUAGUACAUUUUUAAAAUUUAAAACUUCAUUGACAUUAAUUAAAUACUUGGACGUACUAGAAAUAUAAGCCCUGAAAUAAUGAGAAGGUUCAAUCCAAAAUGCUUCUUAUUAUUAUUUUUUAGUUCUAAAAUGUUUUGUUCAAAUACAAUUUAAACUCCAAUACUCAGACAUUUAAUGUGGGAAAUGGUCAGGUCACUGUUUUUACUUUUAGCUGUCAGUCUCCCUCACUCACUCACUCAACAUUGUUUCAGAUUUUAGAGCAAAAAGUCUCUAAACCCAAAGCCUCCACUCAAUUGCCUACCAUCAAAACUUGAGCUUCUUCUUUCCAAAGCCUUAAAAGUUUGUAAAAUCAAAAACCCUUUCUCUCCAGCCAUCCUCUUUACUCACUUCUCCUCUUCUUUCUUCUUGAGCCAUGACUAAAGAUGAAGAUUUUAAGCUCCUAAAGAUUCAGACUUAUUCCCUCAGAGUUAGCAUCCAUUGCGAAGGUUGUAACAAGAAAGUCAAGAAACUUCUUCAGAGGAUCGAAGGAGUUUACCACGUAAAGGUAGAAGCAGAGCACCAUAAGGUAACCGUUUCAGGCUCUGUUGACUCGGCCACACUCAUCAACAAGCUCCUGAAAGCUGGCAAACAUGCCGAGCUCUGGUCUCCAAACCCAACUACAAACCCUAACCAACCUCAGAAGCCCAAGACUAAUGACGUCAUCAAGAACAACCAAAAGGGUCAAAAGCAAGGCUCCGCGAAAAGUGGUCUUGAAACCUUCAAGCCCAAAAACAACCCCAAAGGCGCGGCAUGUGUCAAGGAGGAGGAAGAUGAAGACGGCGGCGAGGAAGAAGACGGAGAGGUUCAGUUACCUAAAGCGGUGAAUCAACAGCAACAAAACGUCAAGAAAAACAGUGGAGGAGGAGGGCCAAUGAACAAUGGGAACAACGGAGUCAACGCAUCAAAGAAAGUCAACCAAAAACAGAACAGUCAGAACCAGAACAACAGUCAAGCAAUGGCGACGGCUAUGAGGAUGAGAAACGCCGCAAAAGUGAACUCUGGUGUAGAAAACAACGAGAUAGGAGCUCUCAUGGGUCUAGCUGGAUUUAACGGCGCAGCAACAAACGCCGCCGUGAAUCCUCAAAACGGGAUUCAACAACUUCAAGCGCCUCCGUUAAACAACAUCAACAGUGUCACUACUCACAACAUGAACAAUGGUAAUGGAGGACCAAGCAUGAUGAUGAACAUGAAUGGGUACAAUCCAAUGAACAUGCAGAACAGGCCAUUGAUGCAUCAUCACCAGCCUCAACAAAUGAUGUACCAACGACCAGCUUUCGUUCCACCUCCAAGUAAUGGGUAUUACUACAAUUACACCCCUAGUCCGUACACUUAUUAUCCUUAUUACCCUUACCCAUCUGACCAGCACCAGCAAAUUAGUCAUUCAUCUGCAACAAACAUGCCCAGUGAUGAAGACACUAGCAAUAACAGCAGCUGUAACAUCAUGUAAGUGUUGCUUGCGAAGGAAGUUAUCUUUCUACUUCUGGGUUUGAGUAUCUUUUAUUUUGUUUUAUGGCUAAUGUGAUAUGUUACUAGUGUCAAUUAUUUCCCUUUUCUUUUAUCAACUAGGCUUAUUUCCUGUUGCGUUUGUCAUGUAAGCCAUUUUGGAUUGGUAUGAAGUGUGUUGGUAUAACGUU